Rhizopus microsporus ATCC 52813 is the source of this 1302-nucleotide messenger RNA. RefSeq lists its product as uncharacterized. Lineage: Eukaryota; Fungi; Mucoromycota; Mucoromycetes; Mucorales; Rhizopodaceae. The record is from RefSeq and is a predicted model, not a curated record. The coding region runs from base 1 to 1302 and encodes 433 amino acids. The transcript has 4 exons.
AUGGCACCUUCUGCUUCAGACGAAAGCAAGUUUGUUGCUAUGUUCAUGUUGCCGAAAUUGCUAGAUCAAACAGAUGCUGAAACAAUAGAGAGAGCAUUUAAAGGAAUGAACUUUGGGUUCAUUGAACGAUUGCUUAGAACAAAUCAUUCAGUGGACGCAGAGGUACCCGAUCAGCUACUUAAAGAAAUUGCUGUCAAUAUUCUCGCUUGCUUUUCUCGCUAUGAGGCACUUGCUCAAGAUAAAAAUAUGAUCGACCGUAUAGCUGGACUGUCACGUCUGCUGAAACCAGAUGACGAUCUGUCAAAGGAAAUACUGCAUAUUUUAUUAUGCGUGUCUACAGAAAAGCAUGGUCUCGUAAGAAUGCUGGAUACAGACGUUGUCAAAAAUAUUCUUGAGGUUGUCCUAGGAAGUAAUCAGAAAGAGCCUCGAGAGCUUGCCUCUCAGUUGUUGAUAUCAGUCUAUACACGAUCUGCAAGGAUAUCAGCCCCUAGUAUCAACCAAGCUCUUGAAUAUUCAUUGUGCACACUCUUUCCGAUUCUCUGCAAGACCCUGGAUCAAGAUCAAAAAUUAGUAAAGUUUGAGUCCCUCAAUUUAUUAAGCUUCAUCUUACCAGAAAUGCCCGCAGAAAGUUUGAAGCAACUCAAGAGUGACAACAGACUGUCGGUAUGGUUGGAUCAUUUACUCGGAGGUUUACGUCAGAUUCUGACAAGCAAAACAAAUGACGAGCUACGAGACAAGGCAAUUAUAUUAAUUGGUUGCUCCCUGCGUCUAUUUGGCAACCAGUGGCUAUUUGGUUCACUCCUACAUACCAGAUCGGCUAGUCGUAAAAAGGAAAAGGCACCUGCAGGUGACAAAAAGACAGACGAGGCGUAUCAAAAAGCCAAUUUUCCUGCGUUACUUGUUCAUCUUGUGGCCAUUGAAGCCAAGAUCAUGUUGGAUGAUAUCAACGACCACGCACUCCGCGAACAUAAUGAAGAAAAGAAAAUCAUCAACGUCACACGACAGCAAAGGCAGGAAAGAAUGCUGCCAGAAUACUUUAAUAUACUCGAGAGUGCUAUUGAGUUCCUUUCAAGCCAAGAAGAUGAGCAAUUUCACGGUAUGGAUGUGGAGAUGUUAUUAAAGAUUCGUAAAACCCUUUCGGAAGUCAUGGAGGUCGUUAUGGAGCUCUUACGGUUUAAACAAGGUAUGGCGGAACGUCCAGAAGACUUGGAUCAAGACAUGGUUGCUCAAGCAUGUAUGCGAAUUGUAUCUUUAUGGAUGGCAGAACAAGGAUAUGAAAUUCAAGAGGGAGAAAAUAAAUAA